Molecule: messenger RNA, 3623 nt
Organism: Amphibalanus amphitrite
Lineage: Eukaryota; Metazoa; Arthropoda; Thecostraca; Balanomorpha; Balanidae
Product: raf homolog serine/threonine-protein kinase Raf-like
Exons: 13
Coding region: 207-2372 (721 amino acids)
Biological process (GO): signal transduction; protein phosphorylation
Molecular function (GO): protein kinase activity; ATP binding
Source: RefSeq, a predicted model, not a curated record
AGGGAGGUGCCGAGAGGACUGUCUGCCGCCCCGCGGGGCACCUGUGGCUGGCCGCCGGACAGCUGGCCGCCGCCGCGCGCAGGUGCGCCAGCUGGCCGGUGCCGCCGGCGGCGGCGCCACGGCGCGUGCCACGGCGGCGGCAGUGGGGCGCCGGCCGGCCAGUGGACGGGGUCGGCGGGCGGCGGACGCUCGGUGCACCGGCCACCAUGCAGAUCCGAGACGCUCAGUUCGCCUGGCCGUCUGACAUGGACGUCAAGGAGGCCAUUGUGCAGUUACAAAACAUCCAGAAUGUGAUACGGUUGAAAAAGGAGAAUGUAGACGCGCUGAACGCCAAGUUCGCCGGCUUCCAGCACCCGCCCAAUAUGUACCUGGAUGAGUACAACGAGCUGACGCACAAGCUGCACGAGUUCGAGGCGCGCCGGCAGGAGCUGCAGGAGGCGAUCGCGCGCGGCGCCAGCACCAACGGGGGCCUGGACGGCGCCGGUGCCGGCGGCGAGACCGUCGAGCGGCCGGUGCCCCACGUCUCCUCUGGAGUCAGCGUGGGCAGCUGCGGCUCGCCGGCACCCGUACCGCCGUCACCUCUGAAGGCCUUCAUCAGGGCGCACCUGCCCAACCAGCAGCGCACCAGCGUCACCGUCCGGUACGGCGUCACCGUGCGAGAGGCCCUCUCCAAGGCGAUGAGCCUGCGCAAACUCACCCCAGAGACCUGCGUGGUGUAUCAGUGCUCGAAACCCCAGAUCCGGAUACCGUGGGACGCGGACAUUACGUCUCUGGAUGUGGACGAGAUUCGUGUGGAAGUGAUCCACAUGACCCCAGUCACCACCAGUAUAUCGCACAACUUUGUGCGCAAGACGUUUUUCCCGCUGGUGUUCUGCAGCUUCUGUCGGCGGGUGCUGUUCACGGGCUUUGUGUGUCGCACGUGCGACUACAAGUUCCACUCGAACUGCUCGGAGAAGCUGCCGCCGCUCUGUCAGUCUGUGGUCAACGUCAAUGUCACCAACUACCAGCACUUGUUGGCCAACAACUCCGCCGGCAUCCUGUUGGCUCCGUCAUACCUGCGCGGAGGUCGGCAGGGCGACCCGCGCCUGCCGGGAGCGGCGCCUCUGGCGGCCCGUGAGCGCAGCACCUCAGCACCCAACGUCAGCAACCACGUGGACCCGGCGGCACUGGGCAUGGACCAGCUUCGGCGGGCCUACCCCGGUCCUGGCGCGGCGCUGGUGCCUCCCGGCUCUCAAGCACACUCGUCGCCCUCCUCCUCGCCGACCAAGCUGUCCCACUCACACUCAGCUCAUGGCUCGCCGACCUCCAUCCACCGCGGCACCCGGCCGCGCGCCCGCUCCGCAGACGAGUCCAGCAACAAGAAACUCGACAAGAGUCGCGUGCGAGAGUCGUUCGACGACUGGGAGAUCUCCUGGGAGGAGAUCCUCAUGGGCAACAAGAUCGGCUCGGGAUCGUUCGGGACGGUGUAUAAGGCGCACUGGCACGGCCCUGUGGCGGUGAAAAUACUGAACGUGAACGACCCCAGUCCGGCGCAGCUGGCGGCCUUCAACAAUGAGGUGGCCGCCCUCCGAAAGACCAGACAUGUAAACAUUCUGCUCUUUAUGGGCUGCGUGCGGCGGCCAAACCUGGCUAUCGUCACUCAGUGGUGCGAGGACUUUAGCCUAUACAAGCACAUCCACGUCUUCGAGACCAACUGGGACCUCGGACAGAAGCUGGACUUUGCGCGGCAAACCGCCUGUGGCAUCGAGUACCUCCACUCGCGUGACAUCAUUCACCGGGACCUCAAGUCGAACAACAUUUUCCUGCACAAUGACUACACGGUGAAGAUUGGCGACUUCGGACUGGCCACGGUGAAGACGCGGUGGUCGGGCAACCAGCAGGCCCAGCAGCCGACCGGGAGUAUUCUCUGGAUGGCGCCCGAGAUUAUCCGCAUGAAGCAGGAGAACCCGUACUCGUUCCAGAGCGACGUCUAUGCCUUCGGUAUCGUGCUGUACGAGCUCUUUGCCUUCCAGCUGCCGUACACGCACAUCAACAACAAGGACCAGAUUCUCUUUAUGGUGGGCAUGGGAUUCCUGAAGCCCGAUCUCUCCAACCUGACCGAGUGUCCAAAGCUGAUGAAGAAACUCAUCACAGAGUGUAUCAGCUUCAAGGCCGAUCUCCGUCCGCUCUUCAGACAGAUCGAGGACCGGAUCGACUCGAUCCUGCAGAACAUUCCCAAGAUCGCGCGCUCCCAGUCGGACUCGUACCUGCCCAUAAUGAGCCGGCAGUACGAGACCGACGAGUACUCGCUGUACCCGCCCUACGCGUGCCCGUCGCCGCGCACGCCCGGCCACGGCGGACUGGCCGCGUUCGCCUUCCACCACGCCGGCUAGUCCCGCCCGGCCGGCCCGCCCUGGCGCCCCUCUGCCCGCCGCCCCGUCCUCCGCCCUCUGCCCGAUCCCGCCCGCUCCCUUCGCCCCGGCCCGUCCCGGUCCCUCUCCCCCAUCCGCGAGCACCAAGAUGGCAGGUGCUGCUGUUCGUUUGGACAGUCAGUCUCAAACUUGCAGACGCUGACGGCAUUCGUAAGGUCAGCGGAUGGUGCUUGUGAUUUAGGUACCCCUCUCCCCAAAAGUGUGGGAUUUGCAUGUGAUUUUCUAGAGGGUGGUAUAGCCAUACCGCAUACGUCGUGUCUUUCUGUUGUCACUUGCAUUUUGAGUCAUUAAGUCUGAGCUGAAGUUGAUCAUGAUUUUAGCAAUAAGUGAUUUCGUCGUAAUGGCCUGUUUUGAUUGUCUUUAUGAUGCCCAAUCUCAAUCAAUUUGGCAAGCCAGGAGCUGAUUUGCAUAUGAUAUCUCGAUUUUAUUAUUGAACCGUCUCUAGCCAUCGUUUGGUGGUUAUCUCAUUAUCCGCCAGAAAGAUGCUGAUACAGAAGCGUUUCGAUCUCUAAAAAGGUCGUCCAAAGUAGUGGACUUUGCCUCCCAUCCUACCCCAUUCCACUUGCUUUGUUGAGUAGGUACUAGUUUACCGCUGAUAUCACAAAUCGAUUACAAACCACUUCGGCCUACAGGGUGCUCUACGAAUUCAUCCUAGUUCCAACACCCGGCUGGGACGUGUCGUAGAAAUUGUGGCUUCCCGCGGCGCGGCGCACCCCUGCCGGAGCCGUCCGCGCUCCCCAGACUCCGUCUUCCUGUCACCGCUGCUCCUGUGGGUACCGUCCAUGCGCGACCUGUUCCGGCGCUGAUCUCCCCUUCUUCCCGACAUCUCUGCCCUGCUGCCGCCGACACGUCCUGCGCCCGGCGCCCCCUCCUGCCCCCUCCCCUCCCCCGCCCAUCGGCGGCGGCGGCGCGCUCGGCCCGCCGGCCCCCUGCUCCCCCGACGUACAUGUGAUACAGCGAGCGGGCAGGCGGGUGCCAGCCGUUCAAUCUUCUCUAGUCGGCGUCACGCGGUCUCCCAACGGUUGUGUUACGAAAGCUGCACUCAUACGCGAUUCUGUUGCACGCAUUGUCAUCGUCAUUAUGUUCUGUUGAUGGUUUGAUGGCGCAGCUGCGACCUCCCGGCUUGUGCGCGUAUGUCUGUAUAUAGUACGAGCGAGACGAGGUAAGAAUAUGUGACAUCAUGACUGAAAUAAAUCCGAUAUUUGAACGAAA